AUGAAGUCACUAGUCUGCUUGGCCGUUGUGGCCUUUUUCGCCCUCGCCCAGGCCAAGGACACGAUCACCGUCACCAAGAAGGCCUACUUCGACAUCGAAAUCGGAGGUGAGAAGAAGGGCCGCGUUGUGAUCGGACUUUUCGGUGAUGUCGUCCCCAAGACCGCCACCAACUUCCUCGAACUUGCCAAGGGAUCUAAGGGAUACGGAUACAAGGGCAGCAAAUUCCACCGUGUCAUCAAGGACUUCAUGAUCCAGGGUAAGAGUUUAUUUGUUUUUCUUGGUUUAGGUUGAUGGAUACUAUUAGAAAAUUGAAUGAUGUGCAAAAAGUAGACGUACUACCGCUAUGAAAUUUACUGUAGAGCUUAAUAAUGGUGUUGGGAAGCUAACAAACAUAUUUGCUUUUGUAGGAACAGUUUAAUUUUUGCAAACAGGGUCAAGUUAUGUUGACCAUGGAUAACAUCAAAAAUUGAUUAUAUUUUUAUUUUUUUGCAGAUUCAUUCUGGAAAAUAUUUUGGCAUAGGGUUUAAAAAGACCUUGGAAAGCUUAAUAAUGAUCUUUCGUUGAAUUAUAUUCUCCGUAGACAUCAAAAAUUAUAAUUUCCUUAUCUUAGGUGGUGACUUCACCCGUGGUGACGGAACUGGCGGCAAAUCCAUCUAUGGCGAACGUUUCCCCGAUGAGAACUUCGAACUCUCUCAUUACGGCCCCGGAUUCCUCUCCAUGGCGAACGCCGGACGUGACACCAACGGCUCUCAAUUCUUCAUCACCACCGUCAAGACCCCAUGGUUGGACGGUCGCCACGUCGUGUUCGGCAAGGUCCUCGAAGGCUUCGACAUUGUGCGCGCCAUCGAGAACGGCCGCACCCUGCCCGGAGAUCGCCCAGAACGCGAUGUUGUGAUCGCUGACUCCGGCGAAAUCCCCACCGAACCCUUCGAGGUCAGCAAGGACGGAUCCAACUAG
Molecule: messenger RNA, 957 nt
Organism: Bursaphelenchus xylophilus (pine wood nematode)
Lineage: Eukaryota; Metazoa; Nematoda; Chromadorea; Rhabditida; Aphelenchoididae
Source: the annotation of a GenBank genome assembly